AAGCUUCAUAGGGUGAUGUGCAUGGUGUGCAUGAUUCGUGUCUGAAGAUAGCUGAAGAACACGUUGCUAUAAGUUUUGUCAUAGAUUUACUGCUCUCUUAUCUUGAUCGAAGAAUGAACUGUUUGUCUGCAGAUAAAUAUAAUCUGUCAUUUCUCAUCCUUGAUUAGAAAUUAACGAUUUUUGAGCUUUUUACAAUCAGGACGUGAACUUCAUUUUCAAAAAAGCUAAAACAAGAAUACCAUCUUCACCUCAAAACGGUCAAGUUGAUACCGUCGAGAUGAAAGUGCGUGGGAAGAAGGACCGUGUCAUGUUUAUGCUGAGUUGGCUUGCUAUUGCCUUCGGCGCUAGCUUGGAAGACGAGGCGAACACUUUUCGCGGAGCAAAUGUCAAGGGGGACAAGGCUCCGGCCCCUGUUCAGUCACUAUCGUCCUCGUCGGUGAGGCUCGACGAAACGGGAGUCUACGAUCUGUGGGAUGUGGCUGACGCUGUGCUUGCGAAUACGAGGUUCUCUGACUCACUGCAGGAAUUUGUCGACUCUCCGUUUGCCAAAUACUCCCGUUUUCUCAAUGGCGACGCGAUGUUCGCGCCGCGUCUUGGUGGGGACACAGAACGCGAGAGCGAUGCUUAUCUACGUAAAGUUGUGUUGUGGCAGCAGAGUCGCGCGAAGACGAAGAAGAAUAGCGACGAAUCGGUCGAGGACGUCGCUGGCAGUGCCCUACUUGAAGACGAAAAAAGUGUGAAGAAACAGUACGACACCGGGAAAGAAGAGCCGUCAGAUAUUGUUUCUUCCGCUUAUUCAAGACAAUCUUCUGACGCAAAAGGAGCGGGGUUGGAAACUGGAAGUCCCACUAGUUUCGCGCAGAGCGACGAUAGCGCAAUCAUGGGGUUGGAUGCAGAUCUGGUGCUUAUCAACGCCGAAAGCAGUGCGGUCGACCUGCAGGAUUUGGCAGCGCGGCUACGUAUGAUGGACGGCAAUCGUACUAGGGCAUUGGACUUAUCCGAAGUUGAAUCGUCGUUGUUGCAGAGCAGUGGAACACGCAGUCUAGGGAGCAAGAUCGAAGGACGCGAAGCGAGACGUGGAUCGUCGUCAUCAGUGUGGCCAGAGGCGGACUGCAAUCUAGUGGCUGGGGCACAAAGUCUUAGCGCUGAGAGUGUUGUACCUGAGCUGCUGCUGCAUCGCCACAACACAGUGUGCCCAGUGCCGCACAGAGUGUCGAUGCUCGAGCUUUUGCAGUUGAAGGGAAAAUCUUUUUACGAGUCCCGUCUGGAGCUGCUGCGCGAUCACGUGGAGGCCACCAGACGUACUAGAAGCAUGUCCGGGGAGGGUCAGGAGGAUGUUGCAGAGCGUAGGAGAUUCUCAUCGAGUGGCGAACUUCUUGGUUCCGCAACAGAACCAGAGGACGAAGAAGCUGAACGAAAUGCACUUCCGGACGCAAGUCUCCUCCAGGUUCGCGGACAGGAAGGUGGUGUUGACGCUUCUGAUAUUGAAGAUAGGGAAAAGCUGGCUUCGCGACGGCACAAGUUGUCGGGCUCUUUUUCGGCAACGGUGGAAGGAGAGUUUUUGCGGCAGCUAGAGGUGCGAAAAACGGGCAACGGGGGCUCUGCGACUCGUAGCCAGCCGAUGAACUAUGGCAGGGGAAGUGAUCCGGAUUCAAGUCUUGGAGGAGAAGAGACGCAAAUAGCGACUGAUGAUCUACCCGCCUCCUCGUUACUGCAGCGACCGAUCUACAAGCCAGCGUCGGUAAACUACUUUUCGUUUUGCAGUGGUGCGAGAGGGAACUACGAAGCAACUGGAGGAGGUAGCAAGGCUGUCAGCGCCGCCGAACAGCUUUACCUCGAGACCAUCAAAUUCCUGUACAAGAAGGGACAUGACCUGGACCUCCUGCAGGUAGCGAGUCCUGUCUCCGCAGAUUCGUGGUUGCGCCACCGGUACGAGCACAGCAUCCAGAAUGGUCGUGCGGUUGGCGCGGCAGAAAGCAAAAUUCUGUCCGAGGCGGUGAUGCACAAUGGGUGGCAGAUGCCCAAGGACUUGGAGGAGCUUAGCGGGGAAUACUGUCACAAGGUAGCGAAGUGCGCGCCUCCGGAUGUGGAGGACUGCGAACGUCGCAUUUACCCUGAGGUCGUCGACGCCUUUGUCGGCGCCGUGUUUGUGCAGCCAACCUCAGACGCGAAUGUACGCGGCGGCAAGCAUCGAAUCGUCUGCAAUGACCUCAGCGAGGGAGAGGUCCUGGAGAAGCUGAUGGAAGAGGCCAGCAAAGUGAAGCAGGCAAGCUCGCUGAGUGACAGCAACUCAAAUGUCUGUGAUCGCGUUUGCGGUGUGGGAAGCAAGAAACACGAAAGGAAGACGCGUGAAAAGAUCAGGCGCUCUUUUAUGCAAACAACCACUGGUGGGGACAUCACAACUCGUGAAGCGGGAGAUAUUGCAAUACGUGUGGCAGACCCGUUGCAGAGUGAAGAGACAUCGUUUUUACAAAGGGGGCAAGAUGCCAAUCGGAUCGGGGACGCUUCUAGAACAGCGGAGAAGACCGAUACUCGCGAAGACUCGCUUGCUAGUACGCUCACCCCGGAUCAUGAAGUGAAAUUGGCGAGUGUGCUGCAACUGGACGCCAGCAGCAGCAAGGCCGCAACCGAGCAGAGGCAGCGGUCGCGGUCAGCCGUGGUAAGUUUCUCAAAAACGCAUAAUGCUGAGACGCGCAUGCCGUUGGUUCCAGCACAUAACGACUUUGUGGACGAUUUCUCGUAUGCCCAGGACAACUUUGAGGAAUUCGUGCCAGAAGGGGUGGCUAUAAAUGGUGACGUUGAUGCGUGCCGCCGGAUCGCCGCACAUCUUGAUAUCGAAUUGGGACUCACGAACAGUGUCGAUGGUAUCAAUAUUCGUUCAUACUCUCAAGCAUCUUUCGUCUUUGCUUCGUCAAGAAUUCCUAGGAUGUAUCUUGAUCUUCAGCAACACACGAAGUUAGUUACAACGAGAGACAUAAUAAAUCAGAUACAAGACACGUUCUCGGCCUCCAAUCGUUUGCAUUAUGACACAAACUUCUUUGUCUGAACACUCAGGUCGUAAUGACGCAGGUGAGUUUGAUUUUUUUCUAGACGCCGAUGCGCGCGUUCGUGAUGCCCAGAGAAGCGUGCAGGCGGAGUUUCCGGCGGGGUGGGAGCAGAAGCAAGACGUCGGCAACGGUCUGGACGUGUUCGACGUGUACACCGCGGUCGAAGAGUCCUUCUACCAGCGUUUCCGCUUGUAUAAUCACUGGCAAUUGCUCGGGGAAUGCGAGAAGGCCAACGCAUUGUCUCCGAGCUUUCUGCCGCCGCUAGAUCUGACGCAAGUGGAUCGUCUCGUCCGACCGGAACUGCCGGUAGUCAAAAACGGCGUUGUAGAUUGGCGCGAACUGGCCCGCGCACAGCGAGAAGGCCUGGACUUCGACGGAUUCUGGGGAGAACAUCGUCGCACGUUACCCACGGAGUGCACCGCGUGGAACUUCUACGCGCGCGUGGCCACGGUUCGCGAAAUGAAAACGCAGUUUCUGGAUUUGGUCAACGUGUAUGGUGCAGACCGCGUCCAAGCCAUUCUAAAGCGCAGCAUGGAGGGUUUAGGGUUGAACUCCAUAGGGGCAAACGACGUGCACAACAACUACCUUCUCCCGCCAGGGCUGCAGGCCGCCGCGAAGCGCACAGCGAACAACGUGGAACCAUUCAAGGAACGCUUGUUGCAUUUUGCAAAGCGCGGUGACCGCGAUCGCUUGUUCUUUUACUACUUGGAACACCCUCAGGAAUUGUGGAGCGGCGGGGUGUGGAGUCAUUUCACGCCAACCAACGCGCAGAUCGAGAAGAACACCAUGCUGGUCACUCAAAACCUGUGCAACCGCUUUUUCUUGCCGCAUGCUGAGUACUGCGUUGACUUCUACAACUUGCCGGAAAACAUCUGUGAGCCGGUGACCUGCAAUCGUCGUUAUUUGCUUGUUGUGGCCGCUGCUGCUGCGGCAUACGAGAGUGUCUAUGAGCGAACCUUCUACCAGGGGUCGUACGGAGAGCAGGCACUGAAAGACGCAAAUCAGCCUAUUUCUACGAAUCUGAUUUCGCGUAUGUUCGGUCUGCCUUCGAAUCGCUUCACGCACCGCUCUGGUGGAGCCGCAUUCCGCAUCGCGUAUGAUCGUGACGGUGCCAGCGGGAUUGUAACGGGUGGCAUCAGUGGGAGUGCCGCCAUGGCUUUGUCACGACGCCAGGCCUCUGCAACCGCUGGACGCGACUGCAUGCUGCUGGGCUUGCGGCACCAUCAUAUCUCCGAAGAAGCCGAAGGCAUCGGCGAACUUCUGCAGGAGCUGUAUUGUACCGCCAGUAAGAAGAUAGAGGCUCGGCUUCAGAUGUUUGACGCGCAAUAUCAGGACGCAGCGGAUUCCUGUGAGGAAAGGGAGAAGCAAGAGGCGUUGCGCUACAACGACGCUUUCGCGCUGGCGGUAGAGACGCGCGUGGCCGACAUUCUCGAACGGGCAGCUCCCGCAAAGCUCGUCAAAUACCUGACAGCAAAGGAGGACGCUUUUGCAAGUCUACGGAACGAUUUGGAGCAGAAGAGCAAGCUUCUGGCAGAACAGAAAGGACAGCUGGCGGAAGUCGAGGCAGCGAUGGCAAAAGCAGAAAGGGAAGGGUACUUCCUACAAUCUAGUUUCAGGUUUUCUACUUGUUUCGCUGUGAAAACGUUGCUCAAUCGCUAAAGAUCAAUCUUCAACAGAGGUGGUAAUAAAUUGCCAUCUUCAAGUUCAACGACUUCAUGAAUCGCAGAAGUUGAAACUAGUAUAUGCAUCUUGCCUUUCCGCCAGAAAAACGCAAGACUUACGGAACUUUAGUAUCCGGAGCCAGAAGAGGCAACUGAUUGAGCAGUUGACGCACACAGUUGAGGGCCAAGCAAAGGAGAUGGAACUCCGGAAACAGGAAAUCAGCGAGCUAAAACAGGAGAGCGCGCGAGUGUCAUCCACCUUGGGCGAGCAGUUCAAGAAUCUGAAAGAUUCGAAUCGCCAACAGCAUGAAAAGCUAGAGCGGAUUGACGUCGUAGCAAAUGCUGUUAUGUGUGCCGGGCUCCAGCGACCGCAGUGGCGCGGCGAGCCGCAGGCUUAUGACUACGGGCAGAACCGUGCACAUGCUGGAGCUAAUCCACUGCCUCCUCCAGGAUCCGAAGCUCCACCGAGUUCUCAGAGUUCUCCACCAGUUGUAGCAACGCGGGUUCCUCCGGGUUACAGUGCGGUGUCUGUGCUUCGACCGGGUUUGCGGGUUUGGUACGAUCCACAACUUGAUGAUCGAGCUAGCAAUGCCUUGCGAGCGGAGCAAAUGCGGUUGGCGACGACGGACAAGACACUGACUCAGCGUGCACGACUGCAAGGCUACGCGGAGAAGCUCGUGGAGACUAACAUGUGGUCGAAUUCUGCCAAUGCUGGUCACCAGGCGCAACUGAUGUGGAAAAUACGAUUGAAAAUUAUGUCUUGGUGAGAAUGAUGAUUCGGAUGGGAGAUAUUCAUUGGCGUGCUACUCUUGCUUUUUGAUUAAACAUGAUGGAUUUUUCUAUCCCAUUUCCGCUCUCACCUGGUACUAACUAUCGCAUCUAGAGAAAAGUUCUGCUCAGAGCGUUUCCCGUGGGGCUAGGAGAGCAAGACAAGCUAUAGUAUGUUGUUGACUUGAUGAUUAUUUUCCGAAGGCUGGUGCAUCGUCUGACUAGAUGUAUUUCGAUGUGGCUAUCUAGCGAACCUCUAAGAAGGACGAGGACUAUCAAAACGCACACACGGUGCCCGAGGUCUCGCUUUCGCGGAUUUUCACUGAGGGUUCGAUUGCACAGCUGAGUCAGCAUCCGAAGUGUGCGGGACAGCUAGUCAAGCUAAUUCGGGAGAGUAUACGCGAUAGGACAACAUGGGAUGUGAUGGCACUCGACUCCUCCGAUGACCUCGUCUCUGUAGAUCGCCCUUCAGAGAAACCUGUACAGAACAAGUUAGACGGUUCUGCAAGCCCUCCUAGUACAGCAAGUACAGAUGAAGGAGGAGGAGGAAGAACGGAGGGUUCAGCGGCAUACGAACACAGCGAGGCAGCUUCAACUCCAGACACCGGUAGUGGUGAAGAACCCGCCGACGUGGAUUCCUUCCUGCAGCUCGCCUCCGUUCCCACUAACAAGAAAGGAGUGCGCAGUGGCACAACAAGGUCGCAUCAUGCACAAGAUGAAGAUGAAAGCGACGAGGAUCAGAUUGAUGGCGCUGCGCUGUUGAAGAGCAAGGGUCGCUUGUUGAGAAGACAAGAUCACAGGGUCGUGCACAUGGUCAGGAAUUCACAAGCGGACCGUUUUUUCCAACGCUUUGCACGCUCGGCUCAACGGCAUAUACCGGAAUCUCUGCUGCAAGUUGGGCGUAAUUUGCGAGAUUUCACCAGUCGUUUUAUUCGGCUUUUUCAUUUCGAAAACGGCGAGAGCACGAGGGAUAGGGAUAGCCUGCAAGAGACUGACAACGUACCUCGUAGAAAAGACCACACCAAAAUUGGAAAGCAUGGUCUGCAGUCUCUCAACAAGCAAGAUGAUCAACAUCGUGAUGAAAUAGCAAGGGAACGGCAACGCCUUAAGGCCCUCGCAGACUCGCUUCUGCAGUUGCAUAGAGCAGAUCCGGCCCUGUCUCAACCGGGUGAAUGCAAAACGCUAACAGGCAUCCAGGAAAAUCAGCUUGAGUAUGUCAGCUCUUCGUUAAUGGUCGGUGGACGAACUUCGAUGCCCAACGUUGUACCAGAAGAGGUCGACUCGCCUGGUUGGGAGGGGCACGCCGUUCCCGAAGCAGCAGCGAGCGAUGAUGUGUCGUUAUGACUGAAAAAUAUUGCAAAAGCCAUUUUUCUGCAACAUACGGGGGGCUCAUAUUUGUCUGGCGGCAAGAAAUUUAGGUAGUUGUAAACUCACAGAUAAGACGAAAGUCAGUUCGAUGAUCAUUUUGUUCUGUUGCUUUUCUUGUUCUCUCGACAGGCUUUUCCCUUGUGGAGGAACAGAGUAAGGAAAGAUCAUGGCGCAUUAAAUUACACAGACUUUCUCCGGGUGUACUUCUUGCUGCUCUAAUAAUUGAAGCACUUGAUAACGCGGCGGCGCAAGCGGCGGAUGGAGAAGCCCCCGGAUCUUCCGAACCCGCGGCUGCGGCAGAGGACCCAGCAAAGCAGGGACAGGAAAGUGAUGCGGCGGAGAAGGAGGAGGAGAGCAAUAUGUUGUUAAGGCUCAGUCUAUAUCUACUUCAGGAAUUUUCAUACAGAUGUUAAUUGAAUUUAGAAUCGCACUAAGAUUUCAUGGAAAAGGUUGUUCCGUUUUCGAAUAGCACGUUCGGGUGGAAUUAUGUUCACACCCUAGUGUAAGGUGAAGUUAUCGGUGUAUCUAUAAUGAACUUGUAACUGAUACCUGCGGAACGAACUUGACCUGUUUCAUCUAUAUAGGACCACGAACAAUCUCCCGUCUUGUUUUUACUUGUAUCAGUGUAUCUGCGCCGCUUAAUGUUAGAGAUCCCUUAGUUUCAGCGAGGAGGGCUCUAAUCUUGUUUAUCGUGGGCAUUGUGCUCCUUGUACUGGCAGUCCUGUUGGGCAUCUAUUGCGCUUUGUGGUAUUUUGGCUACGUCGACCUUGAGGCGCUGGGUCCUCAGACAAGUAAUGAGGACGGCAGACAAAACUCGUCCAACAGAAGUUCAGACGCUGCCGAUGCAGAUAAAGCAGAGGCCAGCUCCGAGGAUCGAUCCAUUAAGGCUUGACCUCAUCCAUUUUGAGAGGCAUCUAUCGUGGGGGGGCUUUUGCAAGGGAGCUUUUUCAUCACGCAAAAUAGGACAGUCAUCAAGCUGGGUGUAGGUUGGUGAGGUCUAAAUCCAGCCAACAGAAGUAUCCAUGGUCGCAAAAGAUCGCAGACGCGGAGCCGGCUGAUGUCGAGGCGAUUUUAGGGGAGUUGGACCAAGAUCUGGCUCUGAAGGUGGACGAGGGCCAAAGCGCGGAGACUCUUAUUUCUGAGCGGAUUCGUUUGGAAGAGCUGGCGAGCCAGAUAGCCGCAAUGCUCCAAGAGGUGCCAGAAGAGAACGAAAGCGCGAAGGAUACCCUGACCGACUACACCUCGAAAGUGCACUCACUCCUUGCGACUGUGCGCGAGUGGCUUCUAGCUCACGACGAGACCGGCGACGUUGCCUCGGGAGGAGGCCCGGGAGGGUCAUCAGUGUAGCUGAGCAUCUAAGGGAAAGAGGAGUGCACGUCAAGACGUGAGGAAGCGGAGAGCUUACAAUUUACACAGUCAUUUGCAAUGAAUUUAGUUUCAAAUUUAGGGAUUUUGUUCCAUUUUUACACCGCAGACGGUGAUUGAAUCGAAUUCGUUGAUAUUGGACUAGCAUCAUUCUUCACAGUUCUUUUUUUUUGCCAUGAACUUUGACAUUUACCAGUCAACAUCUAUUACGAUUUAUAUAUAUCGACAAAGAAUACAAUACCAGACCUUCCCUGAAGAGUUGCCUGACACCAUAGCAGAGUUGGUAUCCUUGUUGAUGACGAUAUGCAUGAAGUAUAGCUGGACGCUGAAGAGAAGCAGCGUUCAAUUGUGCUUCAGACACAAAGCAGAUGGUAGUCGAAUAAGUACAAGAGCACAGUGGAACACGCAGUCAUUCGAGAAAUUGAAUUUCAU
This is a messenger RNA of Amoebophrya sp. A25, 8641 nucleotides long. The record is from the annotation of a GenBank genome assembly. NCBI's taxonomy places the organism in Eukaryota, Dinophyceae, Syndiniales, Amoebophryaceae.